GUCAAAGAAGUAACUUCAUUCCCGGACAUCACUGUCAAGGUGGUGCGGAGCUUUCCGGACCUGGAUGUCAAGAUCGUGCGCUCCUUUCCGCACUCCUGUGGGGAGUGGAAAAUGGUCUCAAGCUUUCCAGACUUCACGGUCAAGUUUGUGACGAGCUUCCCGGACAUCAGUAUUCGCUAC
This is a messenger RNA of Symbiodinium necroappetens, 180 nucleotides long. Lineage: Eukaryota; Dinophyceae; Suessiales; Symbiodiniaceae. The record is from the annotation of a GenBank genome assembly.